GACGACACCAGAUGAUAACAAAGAUGUCCUUUUGAAUGAAUAAAUAUGUUGAAAGAUUGUAUUCGCUUCAGGUGUGGUAAUUUGAAGCGCUACAUCGGGAUACGAUUAGUAUGGUUAAUAGUGAUAUGGUUUAUAUCCAUUGCUUUAAUUAUAAUGUUAUCGCCGAUUUUUAUAAUAAGGAAUAGGACGAUUGACAAACUAAACCUAUAUGAGGGUAGUCAAGGUGAAAUUCCCAAGAGUUCCACAGCUAGUGAUAAGGAUACAAGUAUCGAAGAAGAAGAAAAUAUUAAUGCAAAGAUUACGCCAAGAGACGGAGAGGUUGAUAAGAUGAUAUAUGACAGAGGAAUUUUUACAAAAAGUAAGAGUUAUGAAAUUCAAAAAUCAAAUGGCGUCAAUGACACAAACGGAGGAACACAGGCGAAAAUAACUGAACUAAAUAAUCAUCAAACCAAAGAACACGUUCAAUUGCGGGUGAUUGUGUUGGCCUACAACCGUCCAUCGCCUCUCCAAUGUUGCCUUCAAUCUCUGAAUGAUGCUGAUUAUAUGGGUCAUCGAGUGCAUGUCGAAAUCCACAUAGAUUUAUCUCCUGUCGGCUCGAUAGACAAGAAAACGUAUGACGUUGCUACAAAAUUUACAUUUUCAACGAUUGAGAAAUCGGUCCAUGUCCAUCCCCGACAUGUUGGUCUUUACGGCCAGUGGUUUACUGCAUGGACACCAACGCCUGAUGCAAAAGAGAUCGCCCUCAUUCUCGAGGAUGAUAUAGCAGUCAGUAAACACUUUUAUAAGUGGUUAUACGCAGCACAUGCGAAAUAUGAUGAAAGGACAUACGUCAGUGGGUACUCAUUGGCUAACGUCGAUUAUCUUGCAACGGCUGCCAAAAAGGAACACAUUAGAGUGUCCUCAAACUAUACAGUGUAUAUGUAUCCGAUCCUAGGGUCUUGGGGCUUCUCACCUCAUCGUGAUUCCUGGAGAGAAUUUCUCGAAUGGUACGAGAUUACGUCACGUGAUAAAUCAUUUCAGCCUUACGUUGAUGGUAUACGACACACUGACUGGUACAAACAAGCACAAUCACUGAACAAAUCAGACACGAUGUGGACAAUGUGGCAUAUAUACUUCACACACAUCCACCAUCUAUACUGUGUAUUCCCAAAUAUACUAGACCGGUACAUGUUUGCGCAGAAUCGGAAAAGUCCCGGCUUGCAUUUUAAAAAUACUCUUGACAAGCCUCCAAAGCUUGAAAAGCUGGUCACUGAAUGGGAUCCUAACUUUGUUAACAUGCUGGAUGAUCCUAUCAAAGUAGACUACUACGGAAAGUACUCGUUCUAGUCGACUGAGAAGGAAGGAGGUGGAGAGAGGGGUUUAUAUUUAAAUAAUUAUACCCGAUCUCAAAUCUAAUUUUAGUGACAUUUGAUAUGAAUACAUUUUUU
Messenger RNA from Owenia fusiformis, 1427 nucleotides. NCBI's taxonomy places the organism in Eukaryota, Metazoa, Annelida, Polychaeta, Sabellida, Oweniidae. The record is from the annotation of a GenBank genome assembly.